AUGGCAGCUGGGACGAUUCUGAUUCUUUUGAUAUGUAUAGUCCUGUUGAAUCAAGAUUCAUCUUACAGAUAUGACUUACAGUUUUUGAAUAACAGCGUGCAGUGGGUAGAUCAGUUGGACAGUGAGUCAGAGGUGGUGAGUUCAAGUCCAGGGUCAAAGGCUCAGGACUGUGGAGAUGCACCUUUGAACACAAGGAUAGUGGGCGGCAAGAAUGCCACAGCCGGCUCGUGGCCCUGGCAGGUCAGCGUGCAUCUUUCGUCGCACAUCUGCGGAGGGACCCUCAUCAGUGACCAGUGGGUGCUCACAGCUGCCCACUGCAUCACAACAAACCAAACUGAUAGAUGGAUUCUCUACUUCGGAAGAGAGACUCAACGUGGACCUAAUGUUAAUGAGGUGAGCCGCAGAGUUACCCAAGUCAUCAUCCAUCCCAACUACAACGACAUGAUGUUCAACAAUGACGCUGCCCUGAUGAAGCUCAGCAGCCCUGUCACUUUCAACAACUACAUCAGACCCAUCUGCCUGGCAAGUAAUACCAGCGAGUUCUUCAACUCCACCCUCUGCUGGGCCACUGGAUGGGGCAAACUUAAGAGAAAUGAGACUUUGCCACCUACUAUGAAACUUCAGGAGGUGAUGGUCCCUGUCAUUGGAAAAAGAAGUGCAGCUGCACUUUCCAAAAAUUAUAAACAUCACUAACCAAAUGAUUUGUGCUGGGGAGAGAAAAAGCAGUUUGUCAGGGGGACUCUGGUGGACCUUUGCAGUGCAAACAAGGCUCAAAGUGGGUCCAGGCUGGCAUUACCAGUUUCGGACUACCUUGUGCCCUUGCGGGUUUCCCUGAUGUCUAUGGCCGAGUGUCUGAGUUCCAGGACUGGAUCAGACAACAAGUGGCAGGAGCCAGUGUUGGAUUUGUGACAUACACCUCCAAUGGCACCGACCAAGACAGCAGCUUUGUGUGUCGCUCAAAUGAAGCUGCGCCCUCCACAUCAUCAAAUGUAACCACACCCUCCUCCUCAUCAACCUUGACAGCGGUGCUUGUGUUUGUUAUAAGCCCAGCGACAGUGUUCCUGCAGCUCAUUUAGCUCAAUAGCAAAGUUUUGCAAAACAACUUGGUUGAAUGCACUCAUUGUAAGUCGCUUUGGAUAAAAGCGUCAGCUAAAUGAAAUGUAAAAGUAACUUCUUUGGUGCUUCUCUUUUGAAUUCAUUUGAUAAAGUUCUACAUUCUACUUACAUAUACAACCUCAUGGUGGUUGCAGUAGAGUUUGUUUGAUCAAAUUGUCGCCUAGGACAAAGUGUUUGGGGGAUAAAUCAAUGGGAAAUCCAACAUUGAGUCACUUAGUGUGGUUGUGGGCCUCUUGGACUUCUAUAAGUCAUAGAGGCCAAUAAAUGCCUGUAAUGCAUAGUCUGUUAAUAAAGUUACAUUCAUUAGAUCUAAUCCUUGUUGGAAUAGUUGAUGGUUUAGAAGAUUGAAAGAGAGAUCUCAGGUCUGAGAAGCUUUCUAAAUAAUAAGUGUUGCAGUUGAUUCUACAUAACUCUGUGUCAAUCAUGGGAAGGAGGUGCUGAUUUUUUUUCUCCGACAGUUUGCAUUUUAUUUGUAAAGAUAAAAUCAUGACUUCUAAGUGUUAAAGGAAUAAACAGCUCAGUAGAGCUAUAAGAGA
This is a messenger RNA of Hippoglossus stenolepis (Pacific halibut), 1652 nucleotides long. RefSeq names its product testisin-like. The transcript has 7 exons. The coding region runs from base 1 to 693 and encodes 230 amino acids. Gene Ontology annotation, biological process: proteolysis. Gene Ontology annotation, molecular function: serine-type endopeptidase activity. The record is from RefSeq and is a predicted model, not a curated record. Lineage: Eukaryota; Metazoa; Chordata; Actinopteri; Pleuronectiformes; Pleuronectidae.